Molecule: messenger RNA, 1146 nt
Organism: Vigna unguiculata (cowpea)
Lineage: Eukaryota; Viridiplantae; Streptophyta; Magnoliopsida; Fabales; Fabaceae
Product: putative serine/threonine-protein kinase-like protein CCR3 pseudogene
Source: RefSeq, a predicted model, not a curated record
AUGGCUGAUAUCGCAGUCGAUGCAAGGAGUUUUAGUUGGGCAGUGGACGGUGCCAUAGCGAGUGAGAGUGCGUCAGAUAUGGGAGAAUCUUGUGUCCGCAGUUUUUCUUCGGUAGUGGAUAGUGCCAUAAGGAGUAGUAGUGCUACUGAAGCGGAUUUUGAAACAUCUCCUAUUACUUGUUUUGCUUUUGCUUCUGCGGUGACCAAAAGAAUUGUUGCUGAACGACUAUCACAAGCAGUGUCGGAUGGGACAGGACAUGUUCAUACACGAUUAUUCACCCUGGCCGAGCUUAAAGCGGCCACCAACAAUUUCUCACUUCACAACAAGAUUUUUUGUGCUGGAAGCAUUAGUGUUGUGCACAGAGGCAAACUGUUUGAUGGUCGUGAGGUGGCUGUCAAAAGGGCUGAAACCAGUUCCAAGAAGAAGGAGUUUCAGGAGGUAUUCGGCUAUUUAUCGACCCUUUUGCCCUGCCUACGCCAUAAUCACUUGGUUGGGCUAGUUGGGUUCUGUAAAGAGAAAGAUAAAAGGUUCUCGGUGUAUGAGUACAUGAAGAAUGGGGCGUUAUAUGAUCAUUUGCACGACAAAAACAAUGUGGACAAGGAGAGCAGUGUGUUGAACUCUUGGAGAAUGAGGAUCAAGAUUGCAUUGGAUGCUUCCCGGGGAAUAGAACACCUACACAAAUAUGUUGUUCCAAGUAUUAUUCACAGAGAUAUCACUUCUUCGAACAUUCUUCUUGAUGAUAGUUGGACGGCAAAAGUAUCUGGGUUUGAAUCGUCGUGUUUCAUGAGUCCAGAACCUGAGCAUGUUUACACGGAUACAAGUGUGUUGAAAGCAAAGAGUGAUGUGUACGGGGUUGGAGUUGUGCUGCUUGAACUUUUAACAGGAAAGAAAACCACAUUAAAGUAUGGGAGAAAUAGGGGCGGGAGCAUGGUGAACGUUGCACGGCGUGCUAUUUUGGGUGGGAAAAUGGUGGAAAUUUUGGAUCCAAGGGUUGGAACUCCCAAUAUAAAUGAAGAAGCAGGACUGGAAUUAGUGGCCCAGACAGCGAUCAACUGUGUAAAUUUGAAAAGGAAAGAUAGGCCAACUAUGACUGAGGUUGUGACCAAUUUGGAGACAGCUUUAUCUAUUUGCGACACUGGCCAAUGA